Messenger RNA from Dibothriocephalus latus, 141 nucleotides. The record is from the annotation of a GenBank genome assembly. NCBI's taxonomy places the organism in Eukaryota, Metazoa, Platyhelminthes, Cestoda, Diphyllobothriidea, Diphyllobothriidae.
UUUGCUGCUCAGCGCGACGAACUGAUGAAGUUCUACGGCUCACGUCUGACACAAGUCAAUGCUGAUCGUGAGAUCCCCACGGUGUUUGAAAGCGUGGAGGCUGCUAUUACGAAACCAAUGCCCUAUAAAAGCGACUCCUAG